AUGGGGUUGGCGUGGGGAAUGCUGGAACAGCGCAAGGCUGGACGUGCAGGCAUCGUGGGUCUUCUGGGUAAAUGGAAGCCAUGCAGUGGCGCCAAUCAUGCUGUCAAAGCGUAUGUUUCAAAAUCUCAUUGGUUCGGUUUUACAGAUGAGAGCUUUGUGCUUGAUUAUGUGGGUAACUGCUCUGCAGUGGGCUGGCCCCUUGCAGUGAGCCCUGAUCUCCAUAGUGGAGUUGGUGAUCUGCGUACCCCUGGAUAG
Molecule: messenger RNA, 255 nt
Organism: Penicillium angulare
Lineage: Eukaryota; Fungi; Ascomycota; Eurotiomycetes; Eurotiales; Aspergillaceae
Exons: 2
Coding region: 1-255 (84 amino acids)
Source: RefSeq, a predicted model, not a curated record